AUGGAAUUGGAUGAAGAAUACAAUGCAUUCCUACAAGAUCUUCAACAAUAUCCUAAUUAUUUUCAAAUGGGAACAGAGAAUUGCAGUUCCAACUUGUGGAGGAAAAUUUCCAAAAAAUUAGAAGACGAAAAAGAGGAUCUUCCAAAUUUUAGCGAUAUGGUCCAAAUAAGGAAUCAGAAUUUGGAAGCCUGUGUCUCAUAUAAUUUAGGUGAUGUGGACAAGGCUGAAAACAUUAUUUCUAAAGUUUUGGAGGAUACCCACUCUUCUAGUAUCAAUGCUUGUGCAAUGAUGGCCAUAUUGAGCUAUAAAAAAGGAGAGAUCACAAAAGCUAAGAGAAAUUUAAGCCGCAUCAAAGAAUUAGCAGCUGAUCCUUACAAUAUUGAUGUAGCUAAAUCAGAAUUGGCCUAUGCCUAUACAAGACUUAACCCGAAAUAUUACACGAAAGCCAUUGCAGCAUAUGCAGAAGCUGUGGAAAGAAAUCCGAACAACUUCCCAUGGAAAUUUGGUUUGGCUCAAAUUUAUAGAAGAUGUAUGAACACACCCAUCCAGGCAAUGUUUCCAGAUUUACAGAUAGAGACCUGUUUUAAUGAAGCUAAAAAACACCUAGAAUAUGUUUUAGAGAACUGCACUGAUAAAAAAGAUCGUUUUUUCAAAGCAAGAUCAUACAUCGAGCUGGCUGACCUAUAUGGUACGGCUAAUACAACUUCUAUUGCUAAAACUCAUAUACAUAAGAUUACACAUUUAGUUCACCAAGGAGUACAAUGUCUACCUGAGAACACCAAUGUCUUAAUGAAAGGUGGAAAACUUCUCAGACAUUGUUUCCAAUUUAAAGAAGCUGAGGCGUUACUUCAAAAGGCCUACGAUAUCUGCCCUAAUUCCUACAUCUGUCAUCAACUUGGUUUGAUUCGAAGGAACAAUAUUAUCCAUCACCAUGGAAAACCACAGCAAUAUUCUAAGAGAAACCAAAGAUAUGGCCCAAGCCAGGCUUCCGGUUCAUGGAGAGGUUCUUCUUUCCCAUCCACCAUGCCUGCAGUCAAUAAAAAGUUGGAUUGCCUGGCAUCAAGCAAAAAUAAAUCUACUGAUGGUUCUACCAAUACAGGUAGGAGAAGAGAUCUAGCUGAAACUUUGUCAAAAAUGUCUCUGAGUGUUUCAAAGAACUCUGAAGAUUCCUCAUCAUCAGAAACAAAUCAGCGAAACGACCCAAUAGUUAAAAUGACGAGACUGAUAAAUUCACCGGGGAAGGAAACUUAUGAUUUUGAAUUAUCCAGAAAACUAGGCCCUUGCAUUGAUCUGUUUAGUCAGUCUGCUGAGUUAGGACAAGAACAAAACAUGGCUGUAUAUUAUGAUUGGGGAAUCACCCUAUUACAGAUGACACCCACUAACUAUGAUGAAGUAAUGGAGAAAUUCAACCAUAUUUUGGAACAUGAUCCUUCUCCAUUUUAUCGAUACAGAUGUUACGAGCAGUAUGGGAUAUGUAAAAUUCGUAUGAGUGAGUCGCAAGAUUUCGACCAAACAUCGAGAGAAGAAUAUCGUCAAGAUGCUGUGGAAAUGUUUCGAAGAGCAAUACGAUGCUGGGCAUAUUGUCAAAAAAUAAAUUUAGGCAAACAUUUUGAUGAUGCUGAAGGCAAUUGUACUUCUUUGAAAUCAAUUCGCGAAAUUAUUUUGGGAGAAGAUUCAGAGCAUAGAACAAAACCAAAGAAGGAUAUGGCAAGCCUGUAUUACUUGGUGAGACAAUACGGUUCUUCUCUAAGUCUUUAUCAGGAAGUCCAUGACAAGCUCAAACGUGCCUCUGAUACUGACACUGACAGUGAGGUUAUUCAAGGUAUCAUCAACAAUCAUAUACAGCUUCAACAAUUCACUGGUGUCCUCGAUCUGCUGGCUCUACUGCUGUGUUCGAAAGAAGCACUUCAGUGCCUCGAGUUCAAAACUGAAGUACUGACACAGAUGAUGCACCAUUCAAUUGAUACAAAUGAUUACAAACUAGCAGAAUCAGUUUUUAAUUUUGAAAAAGAUCCAAAUGAAGAAUGUGAUAGCGAUGUUGCAAUAAUUUUCAACAAAGACGAUCAAGUUACUAAAAAGACAGCAGCCAGUCUGCCGAAUUGGUUGGGUGCCUUCAGCAAGUCUGGUCUGAAGGUGAUAAAAAGUUCUGAGACAGCAGCAAAUCUGCCUGGAAUACAAGAACAGAUCAAACUCAUCUCUAACAGUAAAAUGGUUAUCUUCAUCCUAGCCAACGAGAAUCCAUCAGAGUUAACCUACUUAAUGAACACAGCAUUGAAAGCCCGGUGCAGUGAUGACCAUAUCUUGAAGAAGAUUUUUCCAAUUAUCAUCAAUGAUGGAAUGGUUCCUGAUAUUUUUCAGAAUUUCAAAACCAUGAAGAUGACUCACAAUCUAAAUACUGUAGAUGAACAGAACAAAUCCUCAUUCUUGAAAACAUUCAGUGAGAUAUUUUUGGAGUAA
Lottia gigantea (owl limpet) is the source of this 2457-nucleotide messenger RNA. RefSeq lists its product as hypothetical. Bases 1 to 2457 code for a protein of 818 amino acids. Gene Ontology annotation, molecular function: protein binding. The record is from RefSeq and is a predicted model, not a curated record. The transcript has a single exon. Lineage: Eukaryota; Metazoa; Mollusca; Gastropoda; Lottiidae.